AUGGUGUACUUCAGAAGCAAGAAUUUUGGGAUAAUGGAUUUUUCACGCGAAUGCUUCGAGACGGUCUAUCAGAAUAAGCAUGAAGUUGCUUGCAUGUGCAUUACAAAGAGCGGAGUACUGCUUGGAUCUGAAAAGAAUGCAAUCAUGGUGAGAAAUGUAUAUGGCGAGCAAGAUACAAAGAUAGUUGCCAAGUUUGAUAGGAACGUAGCAUGCAUAGCGACAGAUGGAGAUGUGAUUGCGUGUGGAGACGAUUCUGGCCAGGUGAGAGUGGUUGUUAACAGAAGAAACACAUUGAGAAGAUAUUUCGAGCACACAGCAAGAGUAAAUGAGUUGAAAGUAGAUGGACGGAUAGUGGUGAGCUGCAGUGAUGACAUGACAGUCAAGGUGUUUGACAUAGGGAAGCAGGAGAGUGUUUGGACUGUUUCUGAUAGCAGGGACUAUGUGAAAGGGAUUGAUGUGGUGGAGGGAAUUCUGUAUUCUGGAUCUUAUGAUGGAUAUGUGAAUGGAUACAGGCUGGAUAGGCAAGAAAGGAUGUUUUCGUAUGAUUCGAGAUGCAAAGUGUCGAAGGUAUGUGGGCUUGGGGGGCUUAAGGUAGCAUUUGCAUGUUUGAACGAAGUUCGUGUGAUUGAAGUGAAUGGCAAUGGCGAAGUUGAAGAGGUCGGCAAGAGCAUGCAUAUCAAGGAGGUUACGGGAAUGAAGUAUUAUGAGGGAAGGUUGUACACAUCGUCGCUUGAUGCAAGCAUACGUGUGUUUACUAAGGAUCUUGUGAUGAUAUCGAGGGUAAGGACGAGGUGCGGGAUACAGAGCCUGGACAUACUGGACGAUGUAUUAUGGGUAGUACUAGAGGAUGGAGAGAUUCAGAAGCUGCAGAAGGAAAAAGAAGAGGCCAAGCGAAGCAGAAAGGCACAUAAGAGGCAGGUUGACGAUCUGGAGGACGAAAUAGAUGUUGAGGUGGUGAAGUCGCUGAGAAAGAGAUACAGUGCAGUUGAAGGCAAGCUGAACAGGUUUGAGUAUAAGAGGUCGAUGAUGGGAGCAAUCAGGAAGAGAGAUAUGCAGGAGAUUUUUGCAGUGAUGAGCUAUAUACAGGAGAAAGGGGAGCUUGAGCAUGCAUUUCUUGAUCUUGAUAGAGGGGCAUUGGGGGAGGUGAUUGAUGCGAUGACGGAGUUUUUCAGUAUCAAGGAGUUUAUUCCUAUAUUUAUAGAAUGUUUUGAAGAGAUAUGCAGGCAGUACGAAAGAGAGAUCUGCGACUACGAGAGAUUGAGCAAUAAGAUGGAUGUGCUAGCUGGGGUGAUUGAGGACGAGAUGUUUUUCCAGGAGGAGAACCUGCGCACGAUUUCGUUUCUUGAGUGUUUUCAGGUCGAUGUGUGCUGA
Molecule: messenger RNA, 1371 nt
Organism: Ordospora pajunii
Lineage: Eukaryota; Fungi; Microsporidia; Ordosporidae
Exons: 1
Coding region: 1-1371 (456 amino acids)
Biological process (GO): positive regulation of transcription by RNA polymerase I; rRNA processing
Cellular component (GO): nucleolus
Molecular function (GO): protein binding
Source: RefSeq, a predicted model, not a curated record